UUGCUCGUAAAGUGACACUGUCGGUGUCAAAUAAUACAAAUUGGCUACAAAGGUAUCGACCACAUAAAUCUCAGUGUAUGUUGUUCAUCUAUUGAGUAUUUUACUCAUUUCUAUCCCAUCUAGCGUCCUGGGUAAGAAAUCUGGCAACACGUUAGGCUCCAUAGCUGCGCGGUUGUAGCGAGCUAGUUGUUAGCUAGCUAGUAGUAGCUGUAGUCAAGAUUGGAAUUGAAAAGGCAACUAAUUUGGGACAUGGCAGAGGCAGAUAGACCAGGGAAGCUCUUCAUCGGUGGGCUGAAUACAGAAACGAACGAAAAGGCACUGGAGCAGUAUUUCAGCAAAUAUGGCAGGAUUGUGGAGGUUCUUUUGAUGAAAGAUCGGGAAACAAACAAAUCAAGAGGUUUCGCUUUUGUGACUUUCGACAGUCCAGCAGAUGCAAAGGAUGCUGCACAUGAAAUGAAUGGAAAGUCACUUGAUGGCAAACCAAUCAAAGUGGAACAAGCCACUAAACCUCAGUUUGAGACUUCAGGCAGACGUGGUCCCCCACCCAUGCAUCCUCGCAGUCGUGGCCCACCUCGGGGUCUCCGAGGAUCCAGAGGAGCCCCAAGUGGGAUAAGGGGCCCUCCAAGCAGAGACUACUAUGAUAACGUAGGGAAUGUAGAACCCUUCUUUAAAGGGAUAUCCUCCAGAGGCCCCCCUCCUCUGAAGAGAGGACCUCCAAUUCGAAAUGGAGGGCCCCCUCCCAAGAGGCCAGCCCCAUCUGGACCCAUGGGUCGACGUAAGUCUCCUAUGUCCAGGGAUAGGGACCCCUAUGGCCCACCCCCUCCUCGCAGAGAGGCAAUGAUGUCCAGAAGGGAUGAUUACCCAUCCCCCAGAGAGGAUCAUUACAGCUCCAAAGAAAGCUACUCUAGUCGGGAAUACAUGAGUUCCAGAGACUCAAGAGACUAUGCACCACCUUCAAGGGAUUAUUCAUAUCGGGAAUACCCUAAUUCCAGCUCCCGUGACGAGUACGGGUCCAUGUCAAGGAGUUACAGUGAACGCGAUAGCUAUGGAGGAGGCCGUGAACCCAGAAGCUAUAUGGACCGUCCCAGCGCUGGCUCCUAUAGAGAACCCUACGAUGGUUACGGUAACUCACGCAGCGCCCCACCUUCAAGGGGGCCCCCACCGUCCUACGGUGGCAGUGGUGGAAGCAGUCGCUAUGACGACUAUGGCAGCAGUUCCCGGGAUGGCUAUGGCAGUCGCGACAGUUAUCCCAGCAGUCGGAGUGAUCCCUAUCCCCCUAGCCGUGGGGAACGAAUGGGCAGGCAAGAAAGAGGGCCAGCUCCCCCAAUCGAGAGAGGCUACCCUCCUCGUGAAGCGUACAGCAGCUCAAGUCGCGGGGCGCCUCGUGGCGGCCGCGGGGGCAGUCGAGUCGAUAGAGGAAUGGCCCGCAGCAGAUACUGAGAUGGACUCAAAGCGUGCCCUAAUCCUGCGUUAUCAGAUGACCUUUUUAUGGUGGAAAGAUUGAAGAAGGAAAAAAAAAAAAUCUAGCCAUACUAGCUAAUUCAAUGGAAGACCUUAGCUUUUGAGUUGUUUAUCUUCAGUUUUUCUUUUUUUCUUUUAACUGUUAAAUUGUUUUAUAUUGCCCCUGCCCAUGUAAUGGUACUGUUACCAAGUGAUGAGUGUUAAGUUUUUGUACAUUUAGUGGUGUUAACUUGCUUUGCCCCUGGAUGUGGCUUUCAUACACAAAUAAAGUUUUUAAUCAAAGAC
This is a messenger RNA of Osmerus eperlanus (European smelt), 1746 nucleotides long. It is a transcript of the gene rbmx, whose product is annotated as RNA binding motif protein X-linked. Gene Ontology annotation, biological process: positive regulation of mRNA splicing, via spliceosome. Gene Ontology annotation, cellular component: spliceosomal complex. Gene Ontology annotation, molecular function: RNA binding. Lineage: Eukaryota; Metazoa; Chordata; Actinopteri; Osmeriformes; Osmeridae. The coding region runs from base 250 to 1440 and encodes 396 amino acids. The transcript has 9 exons. The record is from RefSeq and is a predicted model, not a curated record.